AUGCAGAAAGAAAAGGACAUCCUCACUCUUCUGGCCCAGUUCGGUGAUGCUCCCGUGAAGAAGGUGCUUCCGGUCUUGCCUCGCUAUGGCCUCGUCUCUUUUGCCCCGUUUACUGGGUCCACUUUGGUGCGUGGGUGGAACCCCAACGUGUACUUUGUGCGCGCUGAUCCUGCGACAGAGCUGCUGGCACUUCUCCGCUACGCCGUGGCUGAGCUGCGGGUGCUUCGGCUGGGCUUCAUGUACCUGCAGGGUGUCUCCUUUGGCGAUCGCGAGUACGAGCAGGCACAAAGUGUGAUGUCGGCGAUGGGCUACGCGCUGAGCGGCGUCUUCACCGUGAAGAGAGCUGCGCAAGGUGGCGCCGACAACAGGGAGUUUGACGAGGCGUGGGAUCAGUUUGCCGCGACUCGGCCGCAGGCUGUGAUUGUGUUUGGCUCGCCUUAUCCGGAAACCAGGAAAUUCAUUGAGAAGAUGCUGACGGACAGGAGCACCGCU
Trypanosoma conorhini is the source of this 492-nucleotide messenger RNA. RefSeq names its product receptor-type adenylate cyclase. The record is from RefSeq and is a predicted model, not a curated record. The annotation marks the transcript as partial. NCBI's taxonomy places the organism in Eukaryota, Euglenozoa, Kinetoplastea, Trypanosomatida, Trypanosomatidae. The transcript has a single exon.